AUGUCUGCUACUGAGGCCACCGCUGCUGUUUCCGUCCCUGCUGAGGAAGUCAAGGUCAUUGAGACCCCUGUCGUUGACCCUGCGCCAGAGGCACCCGCUGCUGAAGAGGCAGCUCCUGCUACUGAAGCUCCAAAGGAAGAAGUCAAGGCUGACGAGGCCGCCCCCGCCGUCGAGGCUGCUCCUGAUGCUCCUGCAGAGUCCGCCAAGGAGGAAGCCAAGACUGAGGCUAAGAAGGAGGAACGCCCCAAGAGCCCGGGCCUCCUUGCCAAGCUUCUUGCUCCUUUUAAGGAUGGCAAGACCAAGGUAGAGAAGAAGGUCAAAGCUCCCAAGAGUCCCAAGAAAGAGAAGAAAAAGGAAGAAUUGAAAGAGGAGGCCGCUCCCCCCGCUGAGGAGCCUGCCAAGGAAGAGGUGCCUCCCACUGAGGCAAAGGUUGAGGAGACUCCUGCGGCUACCGAGCCUCCUACCACUGAGGAGCCUGCAGCUGAGCCUGUCAAAGAGACUGAGACUGCUGCCGCCGAGGCUCCUGCUGCAGAGCCUGCAUCUGAGGCCGCCCCGGAGACUCCGGCUGAGGCCCCGAAGGAGGAGAAGGAGGAAAAAAAGGAGAAGGAAAACAAGGCGGCCAAGGUUGGCCGCCGCCUGUCUGCGCGCGUGGGCGAUCUUUUCAGAUCCAAGCCCAAGACGGAGCUUUCGACUCCUGCCAAGGUGGAUGAGCAUCCCCCCGUGAUUGAUGAACCUGCUCCAGUUGCUCCUCUCGAGAACCCUGCCAGUUCGGAACCUGCUCCCGUGCAGGCUGCUGCACCUCUUGUCGAGGAGACCGUUCCCGCUGAGCCUGCACCUGUUGCUGCUCCCGUCAUCUCGGCCGUCGCAUAA
Messenger RNA from Suillus subaureus, 870 nucleotides. RefSeq lists its product as uncharacterized. Bases 1 to 870 code for a protein of 289 amino acids. NCBI's taxonomy places the organism in Eukaryota, Fungi, Basidiomycota, Agaricomycetes, Boletales, Suillaceae. The transcript has 7 exons. The record is from RefSeq and is a predicted model, not a curated record.